This is a messenger RNA of Pleuronectes platessa (European plaice), 1649 nucleotides long. Its product is annotated as relaxin-3 receptor 1. Lineage: Eukaryota; Metazoa; Chordata; Actinopteri; Pleuronectiformes; Pleuronectidae. The coding region runs from base 148 to 1350 and encodes 400 amino acids. Gene Ontology annotation, molecular function: G protein-coupled receptor activity. The record is from RefSeq and is a predicted model, not a curated record. Gene Ontology annotation, biological process: immune response; G protein-coupled receptor signaling pathway. Gene Ontology annotation, cellular component: membrane. The transcript has 2 exons.
GUCGUUCUGUGUUAUGCAGCAGAGCUGGUGGGUGGACUGUCUGAAUACUGAAGAUCUGCCUCCUUUGGUAAAUAUCAAGAAGGAGGACGAGAGAUCCACAUCUUGAGUAAUAAGUGAACGACACUGACCCAUCAACAGUUUGUCAAAAUGUCAAACAGCGACUUCCAGAGACUUGAGUUCUUCCGCAGCCUCCUGAGCGGCUGCAGCCUCGGCCCGUUCUGUAAUAACUCCCCCCUAUAUUUCCAAAACACAAGUGAUGACCACGAGCUGGAGAUUCUUGAGGAUGGACCCCCCUGGUUGCGAAUCGUCAUCUCCGUCGUGUACAUCAUCGUGGCUACUGCCGGAGUGCUGAGCAACUUGCUGGUGAUGUUCCUGCUGUAUUCCACACACACCAUCCACACCGGCACCAUCAAUUUCUUUGUGUUCAACCUAGCUCUGGCCCACCUGCUCUUCUCCCUGGCCUUGCCGUUUUGGGCCGUGGACAUUGCUCUGGACUACAGCUGGCCUUUCAGCCUGGCCACGUGCAAGGCCGUGUCCUUGCUCACCGGACUGAACGUCUUCGCUAGCUGCUUCUUCCUGACGGCUAUGAGUUUGACCCGUUACUGCUUGGUGGCGACUGCCCUCAGACCCAGGACCUCCCUGUGCAAUCGAUCCUGCACCUCUCCAGUGGCCGCGGCCUUUAUCUGGGCCGCAGCGCUGAUAGCCGCAGUGCCCCGAGCUGUGUUUGCUGACCUGUCACUCGUGGGCAACGACACAGCAUGCCUGCUCCGUUUCCCAGCUGGCACCGCCUGGCUCGGAAUAAACCAGCUCCUGCGCAUGGUGCUUGGUUUUCUUCUGCCCUACGCCAUCAUACUCCUCUCCUACCUGCUUCUGCUGCGCUUCCUCUGUCUCCACAAGCUGAAAGGCAGCAGCUCUCGGCGAAAGGCUGAUAUUUCAAAGUCUGUGGCGGUGGUGGUGCUUUCCUUCUGCGUCUGCUGGUUCCCGUACAACGUCCUCACGCUUUGGGGCGUCCUGAUCCAGCUUGACAUCCUCGAUAUCAGCCUCUCGUUCUACGCGGCUCAAACAUACUUUUUCCCUCUGGCUAACUGCUUGGCUUUCACCAGCAGCUGCUUCAACCCUGUCAUCUACUGCCUGGUUAGAAAGGAAUACCGCUUGGCACUCCACAACGUGCUCCUCAAGUUGAAUCUGGCCGUUGUGUCCAAGGUGCCCUAUUGCAUUUACUCCAAGGAGAGAUCGGCACAGGUUGGGCACCUGGCUAUUCCUCUCAAAACAUACAGCCAGACCACUCCAUCUCACACACAGGGAUACGCACCAGUGUCAAUGCUCCCAACUGCAGUGUCCGCUAUGUAAAGCCAGAACGAUCAAAUUCUUUACUCCUAGACUUCUAGAGAGGAUGCAGCCAAGCUUCUGUGGGGUCCUGUGAUUUACAGUUCGCUCUCUGUAUCUCCGUAUUAGUUGCAUGAAGAUUUGACGCUGAGUCAUGGCUAACCCCUAACCCCUAACCCUAACCCUACAAUUCACAGCAAAUGUAACAUCUGCAUGAAACCUCACUAUUGCUUUUUCUUUUUCUCUUUCUUAUGAUAACGAAUAAGUGUAAGAUGGUUUAUUAUUGUAUAAAACUACUGUGCACAUAUUUACUGCUGCAGUUU